AUGCCCCAGGACACUGAGGCAGCCCAGUAUCUCCCCUGGCUGCAGCACAACAUUGCUGCUGAUGCCAUCCUGAUGGAUUUGGGGGCUCCAAAUCCAGCCCAGGGUGCUCUGAGGAGAAAAGAUGCACCCUGUGCCAGGAAGGCAGCCAGAACUUCAGCCAGAACUCAGACAUGGGUGGUCUACAAGCAGCAUCAUAUUGAUGAGAAGCACUACAGGUGCUUGGAAUGUGGGAAGAGCUCCAGGCAAAGAUCCUAUCUGAUCUGCCACCAGAAUAUUCACACCUGGGAACAGCCAUACAAGUGCCUGAAACGUGGGAAGGACUUCACUGAGUGCUCCAGCCUCAUCAUGCACCGGAACCUGCACACUGGGGAGCAGCCCUACAAGUGCGGGGAGCAUAGGAAGAGCUUCAGCCGGAGUUCCAGCCUCCUCUCCCACCACCUUGUCCACACUGGGGAGCCCUAGCAGUGCCCCAGCUGCAGAAAUAGAUUCAGCUUCAGCUCCCACCUGAUCUACCACCAGAAGAUCCACAGUGAGGAACGGCCCUACAAGUAUCCUGAGAGCAGGAAGAGUUUUCGGAGGCGCUCCCAUCUGAUGGUCAUGCAUGAGCAAACACAGAGAGAGAGAGAGAGAGAGGCCCUUUGCUGCCCUGACUGCGGGAAGGGCUUCAAACACAACUCCACCUUCACCCACAAGCACAUCCACACCAGGGAGAGGCCCUACAAGUGUCCUGAGUGUGGGGAGAGCUUCUCCGACAGCCCUGCCUUGAUUUCACACCAAUGGACCCAUGAGAAGGGGAAGCCCUACAAGUGCCCUGACUUCAAGAAGAGUUUUAUCUCCUGCUCCAGCUACAUCAGCCACUAGAGGACCCAUGUUUCAUUGUCCACAGUGACACAUAUUGUGCAAAAACAUGGUGAUCCACAUUCCUGGUUGACAUGGAUUGACCUUGGCACAGUGCCAGUGCUUCCAUGAAAGGUGUAUCUUACGAAAUGGUUGCUGUGAGAUGUGACCCGGGAACAGAACAAAGCAGGCUCUAACUUGGGAAUGGAGGGAAAAGACAACACUUUAUUAAUCUACACAGACACGAAAAGGAAGGGGAAAACUACAU
Molecule: messenger RNA, 1105 nt
Organism: Onychostruthus taczanowskii (white-rumped snowfinch)
Lineage: Eukaryota; Metazoa; Chordata; Aves; Passeriformes; Passeridae
Product: zinc finger protein with KRAB and SCAN domains 8-like
Source: RefSeq, a predicted model, not a curated record